Messenger RNA from Rhipicephalus microplus (southern cattle tick), 408 nucleotides. RefSeq lists its product as uncharacterized. NCBI's taxonomy places the organism in Eukaryota, Metazoa, Arthropoda, Arachnida, Ixodida, Ixodidae. The record is from RefSeq and is a predicted model, not a curated record.
AUGCAGCUACUGCUGUUAACAUCAGGUGAUGUGGAGUUAAACCCUGGACCCCGCUCAGACUCGGAGUCUGUACGCAUGCACCGAAUUGGCAGGAAAACACAAAAUCGAGAGAGGCCAGUAAUUCUUAAGCUGUACAAUUUCUCUGAAAAAAUGUUAGUCCUUCGUAAUUGCGGCAAACUGAAGGGAACAGCGAUAUCGAUAUCCGAAGACUUUUCCGCACGAGUUCAGGACCUGCGCAAAAAACUAUGGCAAUCAGCAAAGGAAGAUCGGGACAAUGGUGCUAAGGUCACUCUUGUAUUCGAUAAACUAAAGAUAGAUGACGACUUGUACAAAUGGAAUGAAGCAAAAAAUGCAAGAGUUUCCCUGAGAAGGGCUCGUCACGAUGGUCGCGCGAAAAGCAACGCGUGA